Gregarina niphandrodes is the source of this 171-nucleotide messenger RNA. RefSeq lists its product as hypothetical. The record is from RefSeq and is a predicted model, not a curated record. The transcript is spliced from 2 exons. Gene Ontology annotation, biological process: SRP-dependent cotranslational protein targeting to membrane. Gene Ontology annotation, cellular component: signal recognition particle. The coding region runs from base 1 to 171 and encodes 56 amino acids. NCBI's taxonomy places the organism in Eukaryota, Apicomplexa, Conoidasida, Eugregarinorida, Gregarinidae. Gene Ontology annotation, molecular function: 7S RNA binding.
AUGCUGGCUGGCUCACCUCAGACGCGCCUGGUGCUCAAACAGUCUUGCGACGGCAAAAUCAGAGCGAAAGCUACCAAUGAUCAGCAUACCAUCACGUACGACGUGAAGGACUCUGACGACUUACGCGAGCUCGAAAAGGCAUUGGGCAAAUUUCUGCGGCAACUUUUUUAA